Messenger RNA from Paramuricea clavata, 1025 nucleotides. The record is from the annotation of a GenBank genome assembly. Lineage: Eukaryota; Metazoa; Cnidaria; Anthozoa; Malacalcyonacea; Plexauridae.
AUGGUUAAAAGUAUUGCAAGUUAUAUUGGUAUAUUGAGGUUUAAAUGAUGAUGAAUUUCCCAAAUUCAUCUCAAACCUCGACCUCCCUUAUAUUUCUCCUAUUUUGAGACGCACCAGCUCCAGUUGAUGCUUGAAAUUAUCGACUGGCCAAGUUUUCUCAAAAUGCUCCCAUUUUCUAACUAUAUAUGAUUUGUGCGAAGGAAAAUUAACGGGAUUCAAAAUAGAAACUAAUUUAUUCUAUCGUUUAUUUAGACUGGUACAAAAUUAGAGAGAAAAGUCACAGAUUUCAAAUUAGUGAAUAAAUCUGCUGAUGUUCUUAAAUCAUCUGCUAGAAACUUAUCAUCGUUUUUAAAGAAAGAAGUGAUAAAUCCAUGGAGUGUAUCAUCAGAUUCUGUACAAGUUAUUAAAGAAGAAAAUGUAAUAUUUGAAUAUGCUGGUCAGAAGAAACAUAAUUCUGCGAACCUUUUGGGUGUAGUUGUUCUUUCAGUACUAUUUGGAAUCAUUCUGAGUGGCCUUGGCGAUAAUGGAAAGCCAAUAGUGGACUUGUUUAGUUGUUUGUUCAAAGUUGUCAUGAAAAUAGUUGAUGUAGUUAUAUGGUACGUAUAUCGAGCUAUAUCUUUAUUUAAUUUAAUUAACAAUUCCAAGCCAUGCACAUAUAAUGAUUCCCAAGCUGAAAUAAUUAUAUAGUUUAUAGAGAAUAAAUACAUGAACCUACAGUAAACUUACGGCAAUAUGGAAAACAUUGACUUACGUCAGCACCAGUUUAAUUGUUUUAAACUGCUUUUAGGUUUUCGCCCAUUGGUAUCGGCAGUAUAAUUGCGAGCGAGUUAGUGGCAAUGCAAGAUAUUAAAGGCAUAGCAGAAAAUCUUGGACUGUUUAUUGUGACUAUAAUCACUGCAUCAAUCAUUUAUGGACUUGCAAUUCUACCGGCUAUAUAUGCAAUUUUAUUGAGAAAAAAUCCUUUUCGACUUCUGUGUUGUGUUGCCAAAUCACUGCUUACUGGUAUUGGUACUGCAUCGAGGUGA